AUUCGCGUGACAGCCGCGACUGACAGCGUCCGUUCCGCGCGCCUCUCCGCGAGUCAUGCCCGAGAUGGAAACGGGGCGACCGCCGGAGAACAAGCGCAGCAGAAAACCUGCGCAUCCCGUCAAGAGAGACGUGAACGAGGAGAUGAAGAACUUUGCUGAAAGCACCAUGAAUGAGCUCUUGGGUUGGUACGGCUAUGAUAAAGUGGACCUGCAGGAGUCCGACGCCUCUGAUGCCCGAAAUCGUGUCAAACGCCAUCAUAUAUCUGUUCUUAAAGAGAACUCGGUGCCAAAGCCGCACGCCACAGAGAGGAAGGUGCCGUCGUCUUCCUCAGAGCCCGUCAGAAACGGUGAGAAAGAGCCGGCGGCCGCUCCUCUCUCUCCUUCUUCAUCAUCGUACUCCUCCUCGGCCUCACCGCGGGUGAAGGAGCAACACAGCAUGAACGUCAUCGUGCCGCUCAUCAAGCCUUCUGCCGUGGAGGAUGUCCAGAACGUUCAGAUCGUGUGUGUGUGGUGUCAGAAGGAGGGCAUGAAGCGGUACUCUCUGCUCAUGGGCUCGGAGCUCAAGAGCUUCUGCAGCGAGAAGUGUUUCGCUGCGUGUCGUCGCGCCUACUUCAAACGCAAUAAGGCUCGAGAUGAGGAUCGUCAUGGCGACCAGUCUCCGCCCCCCGGUCAAACGCUGGACACGCCCACAAGACUUCUGCUGAAGAUGAACAACAACACGCGUGUGUGUGAUUGGUGUAAACACGUCCGUCACACUAAAGAGUACCUGGACUUCGGUUCGGGUGAGGAGCGGCUGCAGUUCUGUAGCACCAAAUGCCUAAAUCAGUACAAGAUGGAUGUGUUUUACCGGGAAGCUCGUGCCGCCCUCACCAGCUCCAAAGACGAGGAGAACCGCCCCAAACCGCCUGAAAACCAGAAACUUCUCACCCCUGAGGCCUGGGACCCUCCAGCGAAAACCCUCUCGCCCCAAACCCCGACGUCAUCUUCAUCGCUGCGAACCCCCGUCUCCAAGAUCCAGACAGGUGCGUCGCCCUCCUCUCCCGCCGGCCCGUCUCGUGUUACACUCGAGCAGCCACGCCCACCUCAGGUGCCCCUCCCCUUUGUGCGCCCACCCCUUCACGCCCAGAGCCCCGCCCCUCACCCGCCUCGUCCCGUCAGCCCCACCCACAGGGCGCCGUUUGCCCCGCCCCCUUUCCUCCAGCCCUACGCCUCACCGUACGCACCCUUCCACCCGCCGUACCCUCCCCAAAUGCCUCCACCGUGGCCGCAGCCCAUGAUGUUUUUGCCCUAUCCCGUUUUCGUGCCAAUCCCGGUGCCGAUUCCCAUUCCCAUCCCUGUUUCCCCUCAAACGGGCCACAGAGGGGUCAUCCGAAGCCUUCAGGAACAGGAGAAGGAGGAGACCAAUGAAAACAGAGUAAAGAUCGAACAAUGUGCUUCUCCUCUUCCCUCCACGUCUGAGCGGCAGGUGAUCCGGUGUCUCCGCAGAAACCCGGUCAAAGAGGAAAACCACGACGCUCACAUUCUGCGCAAAGCACUUUACACGUCUGUCGUGACAGCGACGGCCUCCGCCUCAUUGGACAGCAGAGUCGUCACUCCCGCCUCUUUGUACUCAUUGGCUCGUUCGACCGCCAUACAGGCCGCCUCGCUUUCAUUGGACAGUGGCUCCGCCCAGAUCCCGUCUCCUCUCUCUGACUGUGAGGAUGUGAAGGAGAACAGCUAUCUGGGUGGGCGGGACAAUGGCUCGGCCAAUCCCUGGCCGGCAGAGCAGACGGACUGCCAGAGCGACCAAUCAAAAGAGAGCAGAGGGGAUGAGGACGCCCCGCAGGACGCAGAGCACACGUACGCGCGGUCCGUGCCGCCGAAACUACGUGAGAAAAACACACAUACGGCCGCGCAAACACAUUUACACACUCAAACACACACCUGGGAGAAAAACACACUCGCAGCAGCGCAGGGAUCUGAGCAGAGCGGCCCGGACGAUCCAGAGCCGCCCGUCAAGAGACGAUGCUUGAGGAUCAGAGACCAGAACAAAUGAUGAGGGUGUGUGUGAACUUACAGAGGACACAUUUACUCUCCCAACGACACCGCAGUGCCAGUGAAGCCCAAACCAGACGCCGACGCAGCGGCAGGAUCCACCGCAGAGCAUCAUGGAUGUCACAGAUCAACCGUGUGUGUGUGUGUGUGUGUGUGUGUGUGUGUGUGCGCGAAAGGCUCUGUGUGUUUUCCUGCCGAGCUCCUAUAAAGCCAGGCAUUGUUCCUCACUGCAAGCCCAUAUAUGUGUGUGUGUGUGUGUGUGUGUGAGUGUGUGAGUGUGUGUGAGUGUGUGUGUGUGUGUGUGAGUGUGUUCAGCUGUGGUUUAGGAUUACCUGACAUACUGGCGCUUUGGCUACAGGGCAUUUUUAGACUUCGCCUAAAGAGUGCCAAGAGCACAAACACACACGUCAGUAUAUUCAGCUCACAGACGUUUAGUAAAAUGUGUUUGCAGUAAUUAUAUUUGCAGGAAUAUCAGAGAACUGACUCACAAAUUCUUGCUUUUUAACCCUUCAUGGUUUAUUUGGUGCCUGUUAGGAGAAAACUCAUCAAAGUGAUGAAUGAUGCCAACAGACACUGAUUCAGAUCAAUAUCAGAGUGAAGAAGGUUUCACACUGUUGUAAAGAGGACCUGUUAUGCCUUGAUGUUGUUUUUGGGCUCUACUAGAUUGAACGUUGAUUAUUUUCCUCAUAUUCUCCAUUGUUCAGCUCCUCUCUUCCCAGUCUGUCAGUAACGCUCUGUUUAGUUCCUGUCUCUAUGAAGCCCCUCCUUCUGAAAAGCACAAUGUGCUCUGAUUGGUCAGCUGGAGCAGUGUGUUGUGAUUGGUCAAGAGUUUGAGCGUGUUUGGAAAAUGCCCCGCCCCUUACCAUAACCGCCAAUUUCAACACACUAAUAACUGACUCAACCAGGCCCCGCCCCUUUAUUUUGAGCGGGAAUAAAUGAGGAAUAUUGUGACGUGUUCGUUCCCGGAAGAAAAUGGAGGCGUUUCAGGGAGUUCAGAAACAGCGACACUGAUAUAGAGAAUAACUGGAGGGACUUUAGUAAUGGGAAUUAUGAUACUUGUUCGUCCUUCAAUCAUCAGAGUUUAAAAGCUUCCCAGGAUCAACGUCAAAGUGAGCAGAAGCUCAAAUACAAAAGAGCGUGUAAUUUGCAUUUGUGUUAAUUCUAAGGUAAAGUUGGCAUGAAAUGAACAUUCAACCAGUCAUUUUUUUUUUUCUAAAUGCAUGUUAUUGUGAACAAUUCAACUGUGCCUGUUUCAUUUUUUAAAAUGUUUUGAUCUGGUAAUAAUCGAAAUCGUCAGACUUCUCCUAAACCCCGCCCCCUUCAAGCGCACGCUCAUCUGCCUACAAGCCACGCCCACAUCGCAACAUCCAGUCAACAACCGAUGCAUGGAACCAAGAUCCCGCCUUACAUUUAUUCUUUUUCGAUCAGAUGUAAGUCACAGUAUCUUUAAAGAUUGUGUCCAAACCUUUGACUGACAUUUUUGCCAUAAUCAUGUACCAUGGUGAUGAUGUGGUACUUCAAAAAUACCAUGGUGUUAGUGUCAAAACAACAUUGUAUUACCGCGAUAUCGCGCACGUUUAUUAUUGCGUGAUAUUCAAAAUGGUUGCGUCUCAAAAAUCAAUAUUAAUACAAUGCCAUAAACAACAUCAAACUGAAUAUUUCAAUGAGUAUCACGUGUGUGUCAGUAUUACAUGACCGAAGCCAUCAGUGGACACUUUCAUUACUGUCCAGCAUUGAUAUUAUAUCCGAUACUGAUGAUUUGAGCUGCAGAUUUAUUGAUAUAAAUGAUCAAUAUUUAUUAUUAAUAUGAUUAACAGAGCUUCUAAAUGCACAUUAUUUCACACCAGUGCCAACUGAUGUAAUUCAUUUUACAGAAGGCCAAACACAUGACAAUAUCGUAAGAAUGCUCUUUUACAUUUCUUUCAUUUUGUAUAUUGUUUUUCCUGAUUUUUAUUCUUAAUGUCCAUCAGAUGAUUUUUUUUCCAUUAAUUUAAAUGUGAUAAAUGCUUUAAUAUCAUCAAUAUAAUGACCUGUAAUGAACUUCACAGGAUCAGUGACUGUUUUAUGUCAUUUUAUGAACAGAGAAUUAUGCUAAUGACUAGAUUUGUUGACAAUAAAAACCCUAAACACCACAA
This is a messenger RNA of Ctenopharyngodon idella (grass carp), 4169 nucleotides long. It is a transcript of the gene sobpb, whose product is annotated as sine oculis binding protein homolog (Drosophila) b. NCBI's taxonomy places the organism in Eukaryota, Metazoa, Chordata, Actinopteri, Cypriniformes, Xenocyprididae. Gene Ontology annotation, biological process: animal organ development. The record is from RefSeq and is a predicted model, not a curated record. Gene Ontology annotation, cellular component: nucleus. The coding region runs from base 56 to 2035 and encodes 659 amino acids. The transcript is spliced from 8 exons.